UAAUGCUGUUCUUGCAGCAAGAAUCAUGAAUGCUACACUUGUGCUGCCUGAAUUGGAUGCAAACUCUUUUUGGCAUGAUGACAGUGGUUUCCGCGGUAUCUAUGAUGUUGAGCAUUUUAUCAUGUCAUUGAGGUAUGAUGUAAAAAUUGUAGAAAAAAUACCAGAAAUUCGCAAAAAUGGGAAGGCAAAGAAGAUAAAAGCCGUACAGCUUCGUCCCCCUAGAGAUGCUCCUAUCAGUUGGUAUACUACGGAUGCUCUUGCGAAAAUGAAGGAGCAUGGUGCUAUUUAUCUUACUCCCUUUUCACAUCGUUUGGCAGAAGAAAUUGACAACCCUGAGUAUCAACGGUUGAGGUGCAGAGUGAACUAUCAUGCUCUGAGAUUUAAGACAAAUAUAAUCAAGCUAAGUCAGUCAAUAGUUGAUAAGCUUCGCUCACAAGGUCACUUCAUGUCCAUACAUCUUCGUUUUGAAAUGGAUAUGCUGGCAUUUGCUGGCUGUUUUGAUAUUUUCAACCCCAAAGAGCAAGAGAUUUUGAAGAAGUAUCGGAAAGAAAAUUUUGCACCAAAGAAGCUUGUGUAUGAGGAAAGAAGAGCCAUUGGAAAAUGCCCAUUAAUUCCAGAAGAGGUUGGUCUUAUUUUACGUGCAAUGGGGUUUAGCAAUUCUACCAAGAUAUACCUAGCUGCUGGUGAACUAUUUGGUGGAGAGAGAUUCAUGAAACCGUUCCGGGCUUUGUUCCCUCACCUUGAGAACCACAGUUCUGUAGAUCCCACAGACGAGCUAGCAGAAAAUACCCAGGGAUUGUUAGGGUCUGCGGUGGACUACAUGGUUUGCCUCCUCUCUGAUAUUUUUAUGCCUACAUAUGAUGGCCCUAGCAACUUUGCCAACAAUCUCCUUGGACACCGCCUAUAUUAUGGCUUCCGGACCACAAUUAGACCCGAUAGGAAAGCUCUUGCUCCAAUCUUCGUUGAUCUAGAGAAGGGACGGACAACGGGUUUUGAAGAAGCUUUUAGGCAAGCCAUGCUCAAUACUAACCUUGGUGGACCCCACAAGCGGAUUCCGCCUGAUUCUUUCUAUACAAAUUCUUGGCCCGAAUGUUUCUGCCAAACAUCUCCAAAGAAUCUAGCACAUAAAUGUCCACCAGAUAAUGUUUUGGAAAUUCUUAACAGCCAGUUGGGUGAAGCCACUGAUGACCUGGAAUCCGUGCCCCAAUCAAAUUCAACAAUAUAUGUGGCAGAAAGAUGAGAAAGUAGUCUCAGGAUUUAUAGUGGGUGAUUGUUCCAAGCCAAUACUGAUGAAUCCCUGUCUGUGUAAUUGACAAGGUAUGGCUUUCCAUAAUAAUACUCUGCCUUCAGACAGGAUCCAUGUUGGUUAUUGAAGGCAGGUUCAUGUUAUCUUGGGGUUCACGCUAUGGUGAUUCAGUAUAUCGAAAAAGAAGUUGACACUGCUGGAGGACGCAUGAGCCAAGCCAUGUUGAUAGUUGCAGAUUUGUCACGCUGUGAUCUAAAAAUUUACUUCUGAUUAGUGAUAUUGUAUUAUAUUUGAUUGACUUCCUUGUAUGUUUCUGCCAUGUCACAUGUGUGACUAAUCAUAUAAGAUUUUCAGUCUUACCUUACAAAAAUGCUACAUUAAAAGUUAAAUUA
This is a messenger RNA of Prunus avium (sweet cherry), 1638 nucleotides long. NCBI's taxonomy places the organism in Eukaryota, Viridiplantae, Streptophyta, Magnoliopsida, Rosales, Rosaceae. The record is from RefSeq and is a predicted model, not a curated record.